AUGAAUUCACAAGGAUCAUCACCGAAAACUAAUAGAACAUCUCCAAGAAGAGUUUCUCCCAGUAAAAUUACUAAUGAUCAAGAAAUUGCGAAAAAAGCAUUAUAUUCUGCCUUAGUUUUAUUAGCAAAAGAACAAAUCAAAGAAAAAGAAGAAUCUCAGAAGCAGCCUUCAUCAGAUGACUUUUGGGAAAGAAUGCAGUCAAUCAUUUCAAAGCAUGAAGCUCAAAUGGAUCAAAUAACAGUAAAAGCGGUAAAUAUCAGAUCAAAGCUUAACAACAAGCGUCUUGAAGAAAGUAAAGCGCAUUCAGAAGUAAUGAGUAAAUCUAAAGCGCAAUAUCAAAAAAUUCUUGAGGAAUUAGAUCAACUUUCAAAUGAUCAGACCAAAUUCAAAAUAACAGAAUUUACUAACAAACAAAAAGAAUUACAACAAGACAUUAAUGAGAUAUCCUCUCAAAAUGUUCAAUUAACAGAAUCCGUUCAAAAAUUACAAACAGAAACAGAUGAUCUUAAGCAAAAACUAAGGGAACAGUCAUCAAAUCUUGAAGCGAGAUCAGCUAAAAUAAAAGCUAGACGUCAAGUUUCCACGGAAUCUGCAAAUAAAAUAGAUAUUCAAAUUAAUCAACUUACCAAUGAAAUACUUGCGGCCGAAAACGAGAUAGAAGAACUUAAAGAAAAGAGAGAAAUGGUUAAACAGCUAGUUGAUACCUUAGAAAUAUCUAAAUCCCAUUUUCAAUCCAUUUUCAUGCAAAAUGAAUAG
This is a messenger RNA of Trichomonas vaginalis G3, 756 nucleotides long. RefSeq lists its product as uncharacterized. The record is from RefSeq and is a predicted model, not a curated record. The coding region runs from base 1 to 756 and encodes 251 amino acids. The transcript has a single exon. NCBI's taxonomy places the organism in Eukaryota, Parabasalia, Trichomonadida, Trichomonadidae.